Messenger RNA from Phytophthora infestans T30-4, 354 nucleotides. RefSeq lists its product as uncharacterized. The coding region runs from base 1 to 354 and encodes 117 amino acids. The record is from RefSeq and is a predicted model, not a curated record. NCBI's taxonomy places the organism in Eukaryota, Oomycota, Peronosporomycetes, Peronosporales, Peronosporaceae. The transcript is spliced from 4 exons.
AUGUUCUUCAAAGCCGUUUGGAAAGAGCUUCGCGAAGAAGGAUGGACCUCAAAGCGACCCCCACAAAAUGCGCUGGACUCGUUCUAUCGCUACAUUCGCCCAGGAUCGGAUUUAAAGGGCAAGGAGGGGAAACAUUUCUUCUGUAGCCGCUAUGGCAAACGAGGACAUCGAGGGUCGUCACUCAGAAGUGCCACUGGGGGUGCUUUCGAGUAUGUCUCCACCACAACCGGCAAUACUUCGACAGUACAAGACAGCCUUGAGGAGCUACAAGAAGCUCCGGUUCAGUACAGCCCCAGCCAAGUGAUACCAACAAGCUUUGCGGAGGUGGAGGCGAGCAAACCCCAUGCAAUUUGA